This is a messenger RNA of Ixodes scapularis (black-legged tick), 1881 nucleotides long. RefSeq lists its product as uncharacterized. The record is from RefSeq and is a predicted model, not a curated record. NCBI's taxonomy places the organism in Eukaryota, Metazoa, Arthropoda, Arachnida, Ixodida, Ixodidae. The transcript has 7 exons. Bases 220 to 1881 code for a protein of 553 amino acids.
GAUCUGCGGAUUGUCCACUCGUCCCGCAACUGGGUUUGCGACCGCACCUUCGGGUACUGCCCUGCCCCAUUCACCCAGUUGUACACCAUUCACGGAUUUGUACAUGGGGACCGUUGGUUGCGGCGCUCCUGCCCGGCAAGACCUCCGCUGUGUACGACAAACUUCUUGAAGUCGUGCGGGACGCCCUGAACCGUCGCUUCGGGCCUACUGGAGCGCUGCAUGCGGUCCAUUUUGACUUUGAAACGGCCGCCAUCACAGCCUGCCAGAGAGCAUUUCCUGGCGUUACGACGAAGGGGUGUCUUUUCCACUUCGUCCAGUGCCUCAUCAGAAAGAUCGAAGAACUGGGACUGCAGGCUGACUGCUCUGGAAGGGACGCACGCCGCUUUACCGCCCAGGCCCUCGCAGCUGAUCCCCUCGGAACAAAACCAGGCGUGCCCUCAACUUCCCGGCCCAGAGCCGAGCCAGACGUUGCCUGUUUUUCUGCCCUUGCCAAGCCCAGUGCUCGGGUCCUCGCAAACGAUCCCCUCGGAACCAAACCAGGCGUGCCCUCAGCCUCCCUGCGUGGCUAAAGAGCUGAGUCAGUCGCCGCCUGUCCUCACACGUGUCCUGAGCCCAGCGCCUAGUCAUGGAUCAGACUCUGCCCUCUUGACAACUCCCGUAGCGGGGAGUCUGAAAAGGAAAGCCCCUGGAGACAGUAGCAGAGGCAAGCGGCGGCUGCUGACCCCAAAGACCAGGCUCAUCCGGAACUUCAGGGUGAGAGUCAGCAAGCUGAAGGAAAAGCUGACUUUCAGUGCCAAGAGGACGGCAAGUAGAAGUCAAAUGCUAGAACAGCUUAAGUCCUGUAUGUCCGUCAAUGUGUGCAACUUCGUCCUAGGCCAGGCUAUCAAGAAUGCUGCUACCUCAAUGCCUGACAUGCAGAAGAUGUGCGUUUUGUCAUUUGAUGAGAUGCACAUCAAAGCUCAGCUGCAGUACUCAACAACGUCAGAUUCUGUGUAUGACAUCAGGUUUGGUAGAUCAAAAGUGGCAAAGUGGGCUGUAAUCGCUUGCUUUUAUGCCACGGAUUCAAAAAACCAGUACAAGGUGGCACCAAGACUGACUGACCAGCAUAUACAGGUUAGGAACAAAAUGAGAGUGAAGUAUGCUGCACAGGUACUUAGGCACAGUGUAGCUGCCAGCCUCUGCAUGAUGCAAGCACGCAUCAGUGGCAUUGAUGACUGUUCCGGCACAGCAGAGUUUGUGGAACACAUGGACAAACUGCUUGACGCGCUGAAUUCACGAUUCCUAGCUCACUGGAAAGUGCUCGCACUUGCGAUGACUACAUCCUCCACACACGUUGACAGCUUGAGAACAAAGCUGCACUUCAUCCGAUCAUGGGAGCUCCUCACAGUAGAAGGGAGGCAUGUGCCAUCGCCUCCGUGCAGACGGGGCUGGCUAGUGACCAUUGCUGCUGUUUUGCAGGUCUGGGAGCAACUGCGGGCUGAGGGACUCUCCUUCUUGAUGACAAAUCGUCUGAACCAGGACUGUCUCGAAAACUUCUUUUCUGUCAUUCGUCAGAAAGGGGGUUUCCGAGAAAGCCCUGACACAGAACAGUUCAAAGCAGCAGUAAAGGCACUCAUGACUGAGAAUCUGAUGCGGUCGAGUCGGUUGACUAACUGUAAGGAGGACCUGGAUGAAGUCCUGCUUUGUGACAGCAGUUUCCCAUCGGGCAACUUGCCACCAGAUGUAAUUGGUGAGGAGGAUGCAGACCAUGAUCAUGUCUCUGGGCCUUCAGAUACCGCACCAGAAAUGGAUAUUUUUGAGGAGAAAGCAGCAGCCUACUUGGCAGGCUACUGUGUGAGUCGCACACUAGCUAAAGUUGGGCAAUGCUCUCAGUGUAUAUGA